Messenger RNA from Trichomycterus rosablanca, 1227 nucleotides. It is a transcript of the gene mmd2a, whose product is annotated as monocyte to macrophage differentiation-associated 2a. Gene Ontology annotation, cellular component: membrane. The coding region runs from base 370 to 1089 and encodes 239 amino acids. Lineage: Eukaryota; Metazoa; Chordata; Actinopteri; Siluriformes; Trichomycteridae. Gene Ontology annotation, molecular function: pore-forming activity. The record is from RefSeq and is a predicted model, not a curated record. The transcript has 7 exons.
CAGAAAAUAGACUUGUUGCGUGUUUGUUUUUUGCAUAUUAUACAUUCUAAGGGAAGAUGUAGGAGUGAUAAAGUGUGUUUCCUGUGACUCCUGCUCUGUUUACUCGGUGGAGGAAGAAGGGCGGAGAGGGGAUUUAAUACAGACUUAUCUACCCAGCCUGGUCUAGGGGAACACGACAUGGAGCAUAUGAUACUUGUACUUUCGUGUCUUUCUAUGCUGUUUUAAACUGAAGACAGCACUGAGAGUCUUUGGGUGUGAACAAAAUAAAAUAAAAACCACAUCCACUAUUCUAUCCGGAGCUGAGGAGAGUUUUGCACCAGUGCCAUAAAAGAACAGCUUUUAUUCAGAACAUGUUCAGCUGUGUGCGGCAUGGAUUUUAGGAAAACUAAGUAUGGAAGAUUUAUGAACAACCGUGUCCCCUCCAGUAAAAGAUAUCAGCCAACUGAAUAUGAACAUGCUGCCAACUGUGCCACUCAUGGAUUGUGGAUCAUUCCCAGUAUUGUGGGCAGUUCACUCUUGUACUUCCUGUCUGAUGACCAGUGGGAGAGCAUCACUGCAUGGGUGUACGGCACUGGACUGUCUGGUUUGUUCAUCAUGUCCACCAUGUUUCACACUGUGAGCUGGAAGAAGAGCCACCUGCAGACGGUUGAACAACGCUUCCACAUGUGUGAUAGGAUGGUGAUUUAUUUCUUCAUAGCUGCUUCAUACGCCCCCUGGUUGAACCUUAGGGAGCUCGGCCCCUGGGCAGCCCACAUGCGCUGGCUUGUAUGGAUUAUGGCCUGUGUAGGCUCAGCUUACGUCUUCUUCUUCCAUGAAAAGAAUAAGAUACUGGACCUGAUUUGUUACACAGUUAUGGGAGCUGUUCCUGCAUUUGUGCUUCUCUCAGUGCCUGACAGAGCGGGUGUGUUGGAGUUGUCAAUGGGCGGAGUCUUUUACUGCUUGGGUGUGGUCUUCUUCAAGAGUGACGGCCUCAUCCCGUUUGCCCAUGCCAUUUGGCAUGUCUUUGUGGCUAUAGGAGCGGGUAUCCAUUAUUAUGCCAUCUGGAAGUACCUUUAUGCAACUGGGAGUAGCCAGAUCAGUCCCAGGUGACACGAGCAUAGACUGCUAAGGUCAUGAGAAAGGUGCCAAUUCCAAAUGCCAGUAAUUACAAAACUGAUCCAGUUACUGAUCAUUUUGUAGGUUUUUAUUAUUAUUUUUAUUUUGUAGGUCUCAACAAAACUGUUAAUU